Calliphora vicina (urban bluebottle blowfly) is the source of this 1451-nucleotide messenger RNA. RefSeq names its product Ecdysone-inducible gene L2 (gene ImpL2). The transcript has 4 exons. Gene Ontology annotation, cellular component: plasma membrane; axon. Bases 256 to 1080 code for a protein of 274 amino acids. Gene Ontology annotation, molecular function: cell-cell adhesion mediator activity. The record is from RefSeq and is a predicted model, not a curated record. NCBI's taxonomy places the organism in Eukaryota, Metazoa, Arthropoda, Insecta, Diptera, Calliphoridae. Gene Ontology annotation, biological process: axon guidance; dendrite self-avoidance; homophilic cell-cell adhesion.
AUCGAACAAACGUCAGACGAUAAGCUGCUCAAAAACAACAGAAAAUAUUAGACAGCUAAGAUAUAUAGAGAAUUACAAAAUAGUUGUGCUUUGACAAAGACACGAAAGAAGUCUAAAAAUAAUAAUUAAAAGAUUUUUAAUAGGGCUUAAGCCAAGACAAAGAAAGAAAAAAAAUAUUUUUUAAACAAAGUUUUAAAAUAAUUUACAACCAUUCAUAAUCUACGAAGAAAACGCCGAAGAAAGAAAAUUAAAAAAAUGAACUUACAUCUUUUAAUACUGGCCCUGCUGGUGUUCGCCUGUAAUUAUGGUUCUGAGGCCAGAGCCAUUGACGAUGUCGACAAUUCCAUAGAGGCGGGCGGCAGUGAUUCAUCCCAAUCAUCUGCAGCCGCCUCAUCAUCAUCUUCCCUGCAUCCUCGUACCCGUUUUGGCCAGGAUUGGAUUAAAUUUACCAAAACUCCUCCCGCAAAGAUUUUACAAAGUUUGGGUUCACCCGUUGAGAUUGCCUGCGAGGUGAUGGGCUCUCAAAUCCCCACCAUACAAUGGGUUGUGGGUCAUGUUCCCUUGUCAGAGAUCGAAACCAUUGAAUCCAAUGUAAUCUCUGAAUCGAGUGCCAGUGCCAUUGUUAAAGUACGCUCUGUGCAUGUCAUCGAUCAUAUGUUGAGUGAAGCACGCACCUACACUUGUGUAGGACGCACUGGAUCCAAAACCGUUUACGCCUCCACCAUCGUCUAUCCUCAGUCAGAUCUUAAGGAUCUCGUGCAAGUACGUGAAAAGCCCUUCAUGGGUCAUGUUAAGCCACGCAUUGUCUACAGCGAAAGAAUGCAUUUAGAUUUGGUCGGUUCCAAUGUUGUGUUGCCCUGCAAAGUUCAUGCCCGUCCCAGAGCCGAAGUAUUCUGGAUGAACGAUGAAGGUAAUUUGAUUGAACAAAAUCAGCGUUUCAAAUUGUUGCCCUCCGGAGAUUUGUUGAUAUCGGAUUUGAAAUGGGAAGAUAUGGGUGCCUAUAAAUGUAUAGCCCGCAAUGCUUUGGGCAAAGAUACAGCCGAUGCAUUUAUUUAUCCAGUACAGAAAGAAGACAAAUAAAUAAUUUAAAUUGGACCUUAUAAACCUUAACAGAUUGGACCCCCCCUACAACGGAAAUUGGACACAAACAAAUAUUUGCCCGGAAAUUGGAAAAGAAACACAACACUAAACUAAAUAAAUGAAAAAUAAUUAGAAAAAAAAUAGUUCCUGUUUAUUAACUAACUAACUAAAGAAUCUUUUUGAAAAAUAAAAAAAUACACUACGCAGUACUACCCUUAACAUACCUACAUAUAUAAAUACACUACAUUUUAAACAACAAAUUACUUCUAGACAGAUGCCGGCAAUCUCCUAGAAUGCCAACUACCAAACAAACUAUCGAAUAAUUUAUAUCUUAAAUCCCUUAGAUAUACAAACAAACAAACUAACUAAAA